Molecule: messenger RNA, 1794 nt
Organism: Lichtheimia ornata
Lineage: Eukaryota; Fungi; Mucoromycota; Mucoromycetes; Mucorales; Lichtheimiaceae
Exons: 2
Coding region: 1-1794 (597 amino acids)
Biological process (GO): regulation of transcription by RNA polymerase II
Molecular function (GO): DNA-binding transcription factor activity, RNA polymerase II-specific; RNA polymerase II cis-regulatory region sequence-specific DNA binding
Source: RefSeq, a predicted model, not a curated record
AUGUCUUCUUUCGAACAACCAAACACACCUCCCCAACCUGAGAAACUACCGAGUAUCGCCAUGCUUGAUGCAACUGCUCAACAACAACAACAACAACAAGGCAACCAUUUUAUGCCAACAACCACUUUUACAUCUUUAAUGUCUUCCUCAUCAAUGAUAACAACACCAAUGAAUGCAACUUACUGCCAUCCAUUGUAUGCUCAAAAUGUAGUCUCACCUCCACUUACACCUGCCGUAUCACCUUCAUCGUUUUUGCUUGAUUCGAUGCAACAUCAAUUCAACAAGCAGCGCACCACCACAACAGUAGCAGCAGCAACAUUGUCAGGCACUUUUCCCCAUCAUCCCUAUACCAUGAAUGAUGCACAACAAGCAAUGCAAUAUCAACAACAACAACAACAUGACGACAUGUACCGUCGUAUGUCGACAUGCAGUGCUGUUGGGGCCAUGUCUUACAACAAUGACCCAGCUGUCUCUUCUCCAGCCACCACGACAACAAGUUUUCACGCCACCAGCUUUGCAGGAUUGCUCCAACAAGAUGAUGUAGACCAUUAUCCUCAUCAUGACAACAACUCGGUGCCAUCACCCACAGUAUUGGAUAUUGAUUCAGCUACGCCGAAAAUGGAUACCAAGGUUGGAUCAGAAGAAAAACGACGUAGCUCGGCUCCUGCUGCUUCUGGCGGUAGACGUAAAAAGGGCCACAAGCAUCUUUGUCAGUAUCCAUUUUGUGGAUGGAGCUUUAAGCGAUACGAGCAUUUAAAACGACACAUGCUGGUUCAUACAGGCGAGCGUCCUUUUGUGUGCCAUUUUCCAGGUUGUGGCAAGAGCUUUAGUCGAUCCGACAACUUUCAUGCGCACUCUCGUACACACACAAAAAGAGCAGCAUCCUUGGCAAAGAGCCAACAACAACAACAACAACAAUCGAAUUGUGAUUCAACUCAUAAUACUAUGGGUGAGCCAUAUACUGCUUCUUCUUCAGCUGCAACAGCAACAUCAUCAACAACAUCAUGCGAGCAGUCGAUGUAUGGCAAUCUGGUGCCACCCUACUUGCAGAAUCAGCAGCAGGAACAAGAAUCCAUCUUUGGUUCCCCAAACAACCACAAUAACAACUCAUUGUUGAAUCAUGAACCAUCCAUGGCAACUUCUACUACCUCUACAUCCUCGUCAUCUCUCUUUUUACCAUCCCCCGAGGUUCGAGCGCCACCCCAUUUUGGAUAUCCAGCAUCGUAUAGUGUGACAACACCAUCCAUGGCAACCUCUUCUUCAGCUAUCAACAGUAGCCAACCACAGCAUCCCGCUAUGGUUGCAGCUGCUGCCGCGGCACAAGCAGCUGCAGUUGCAACAACAACAGCAACGACGACAAUCCAACAAUCCUCUUUACCAAGUAUUGAGAACCUUAAUGAAAAGGAGGCAUCCAAGGCUACUACUUGUACGGGUGGUAGUAAAAAGGCACGUACUCAACGUGGUGGUAACCAUGAUGAUAAACCUGAGCAACAAAAAUCACACAUGUGCCCGGUGAUGCAAUGCCAACGACGUUUCAAACGACUCGAACAUCUUAAACGCCAUAUGCGUAUACACACACUGGAACGCCCAUUUGCAUGCACGUAUCCUGGAUGCCAAAAGACAUUCUCUCGUUCAGAUAAUCUUUCUCAACACAUCAAGACCCAUCAACGUCAUGAAGAACGACGUCGCCAACAACAACAACAACAACAUUCGUUUUCAUCAUGUUUUUCAUCACCCUCCUCUUCAACCGAUACUAUGAAUCCCUUUUGGACACCCUCUUCAUCGUCGUGCUAG